AUGCUCCGACUACCGUAUGCCCUCCUCGCCCUCCCGGCCUUGGCGAUGGCCAUGCAGAACAGCUUCAUGCCGAUGAUGGCCCCGGAGUUGAACGCGCUGGAGAUUACUGGGGAUUGCACGGUUACGGGCACCCAACUAUUCGCCAACGAGCUGUACGGCCGUGAACUGACGACAGCCGAACAGAUAACCCCAAGCGCCGCCGAGGAAGCCCUGAUGCAACAGAUGCGAAACCUUACUCGUCCCUCCAGGCCGUCAUUCUGUAAUGGAACCGAUACGGUUCUGUACAUCUUCCCGGGAUGCGCUGUCCAGACUUUCGUCACCGAGUACAACGCCUUCCAACAAUGGGAGAUCAACCAGAUCAAGAGCAUGACCCAGGGCGGCCAAGGCGGUCAGGGAAGCUGGACGGGAGGCCGUGGCGGAAAUGGUGGACAGGGAAGCUGGGCUGUUGCUCUGAAUGGAACCACACCGAUCGUUGCUGCUAAUGGAACGACGGUUUCAUCUACCUCAACUCCUACCUCUGCUACCAUCACGACAACUACUGCUACUACGACCAAGCCAACCCAACCGACCGUCCCCCAAUUCUGCACCUCGUUC
Mesorhabditis spiculigera is the source of this 594-nucleotide messenger RNA. Lineage: Eukaryota; Metazoa; Nematoda; Chromadorea; Rhabditida; Rhabditidae. The record is from the annotation of a GenBank genome assembly.